Molecule: messenger RNA, 4013 nt
Organism: Felis catus (domestic cat)
Lineage: Eukaryota; Metazoa; Chordata; Mammalia; Carnivora; Felidae
Gene: WIPF3
Product: WAS/WASL interacting protein family member 3
Exons: 10
Coding region: 197-1711 (504 amino acids)
Biological process (GO): Arp2/3 complex-mediated actin nucleation; retrograde transport, endosome to Golgi; endocytic recycling
Cellular component (GO): recycling endosome; WASH complex; early endosome
Molecular function (GO): actin binding; alpha-tubulin binding; gamma-tubulin binding
Source: RefSeq, a predicted model, not a curated record
GCACGGCCUCUGCUGGACUGAGCCCCGAGCCAGGAGGCGGCGGCGGCGGCGGCGGCGGCGGCGACGUCGGCCGGGGCUCGACUCCUGUCCGGCCCCCGGCACGGCUAGCGGCAGGUGGCGGUCCGCGCGCGUGUGCAGGGCAGAAACCAUUCUCCUGGGGACCCUUCGUAAGCAAGAGACGCCGACGCUGUGACAUAUGCCAGUGCCACCACCACCACCACCUCCUCCUCUGCCUCCACCUCCCCCACCUUUGGGGGCUCCUCCCCCUCCCCCCCCACCAGCGCCCCCGGUGGGUACAGACGCUUCCAGCUUGAGAAAGGCAGACCCCAAAGGUCGGAGCGCUCUGUUGGCUGAUAUCCAGCAGGGAACUCGCCUACGGAAAGUCACACAGAUCAAUGACCGCAGUGCCCCACAAAUUGAGAGUUCUAAGGGAGGCAACAAAGAAGGAGGAGGUUCUGCAAACUCUCGAGGCGGAAGCACACCCCCAGCCCUGGGAGAUCUGUUUGCCGGUGGCUUUCCAGUGUUGCGUCCAGCAGGCCAGAGGGAUGCAGCAGGUGGCAAGACAGGGCAGGCCCCUGGCUCCCGGGCGCCUUCUCCCCGGCUUCCUAUCAAAACUAUCAGUGGCCCGCUGAACCCCCCUGCAUCUCCCAGGCUAGGCAGUGCCUCUGAGGUGCAUGGCGCUGCCAGGACAGUCCCUCCUCGCCCCAGCAUGCCUGCCCCACCGCCUCCUACCCCACCCCCACCUCCUCCGCCCCUGCCCCCACCCCUGCCCCCUUCCUCCCCCACCAAAACUCCGCUGGUGUCCCCACCUGGCCCACCCACCAAAGGGAACCCCCAGGGGCUGUACCCCCUCUCCCCUCCGUACCUCCCCCCCCCCCCCCCCCCCCCUCCCCCAACUCCACCCCCCCUUCCCCUGGCCUCCGUUCUCAGUGACAAGGCAGUGAAGCCUCAACUAACCCCCUUGCACCUACCACCCAUCCCACCCCCACUCCCCCUCCUCCCACCUUGUGGGUAUCCAGGGCUCAGUGCAGAUGCUACCAGCCCCGCCCAGGAUGUGCGGGAGCCUCCCGCCCCACCACCCCCGCCACCCCCACCCCCUCUUUAUGCCUCCUGUACCCCGAGGUCCUCUGUGCCUGCACCUCCUUUGCCAGGAGCUAACAACAGCAGUGAAGCCCCGCCCCCGCUGCCCCCCAAGUCUCCCAGCUUCCAGGCCCAGCCACCCAAGUCCAGCGUUCAAGCCUUGCCUACACCUCCAGCCCCUCCGGGAUCCCAGACGUUCGUGCAGAAGAAGAAGCCCGGACGAGGCCCAGGGACCAGUGGGGGAAAGCUAAAUCCACCCCCAGCACCGCCUGCGAGGUCACCCACCACGGAGCUUUCCAGCAGAAGCCAGCAGGCCCCAGCCUGGACCCCGACACCGCAGCCGGGAGGUCAGCUGUGGAACGGAAGCCUGCAUAUCAUCGAUGACUUUGAGUCGAAAUUCACGUUUCAUACUGUGGAAGACUUUCCUCCUCCAGAUGAGUAUAAACCGAGCCAGAAGAGUUACCCCAGCAAGAUCCCCAGAAGCCGGACACCUGGUCCCUGGCUCCAUGCCGAGGCGGCAGGGCAGAGCUCGGAUGACAUCAAAGGCAGAAAUUCUCAGGGAAGACCAUUCGGUGCAACCUUUGUUUGCAGCAAGAAUGAAACGCUUACAGUUUCAAGCUCUGAAGAGUGAAAGGGGGAAUCCCCAUCACAUCCAGAAGCAAGUUAUCUCUAAAGACACUCCGGUGAGAAGGCAGAUGAAGCCCAUGUCCCGUGAGCCACCUGGGGUUCCAUACUGCCAGAUGGGCAUCCCCAGGACAACGUGUCUGUCCUCACCACACUCGAGUUGUAAUUCAGUUGACACACAAGCUCAGAGUGGAGCAUUUAUUUAUUGUAAAUACGUAGUUUGCACAGGCUUUAAGUCAGUAUGGUAGUCGACUUUUGAGUAAUUUAAACACACACACACACACAUUAUGUUUCUCCAGUUUUUUUAAGACGCAUCUUGUCAUCCAUCUGUCGGUACAGACAGAGCCCUGUCCCCACCCCGUGGUGUCCAUUCCAUGACUGUAAAUAUGCGUGCAGGCUGGCCCUUCCUAGAUUCUGAACCGUUUCUAGAAGAUUCCUUAGUUUGCAAGUAGUCCCGAAGUCGCAGUAUCCAUGACAGCUUCUUAUUGGCAUGAUUCUAUAUUCUCAUCGUACAAACCGCAAAAUCAAACCAAAUAAUGCCUUAUAAAUGAUGCAGCUCAGAGAGAGUAGUGUAGCCCCACACCCAGACAAUGCCACACAGCCUCCAGUGAACGAGAUGCCACGUCUCGCUUCCGUUUUGCAGUACAGGGAUUUUUUUUUUUUUCUGCCUAAUGUAAAUAUAACGCAAAAUCAAGGCAAGAGUGGGCGUGGCCCCUCCAAUGCCAACCACAGGGCCCUUUUGUAACUGAAUGACCCUACAAGUAGCCAGUGCUCUUUACCGUUUACAGUGCCCCUCCCCACCCACGUUCCCAUUCCUCCUGUCCCACGAAGCCCCUAGCCCCAGUCCUGGCAGCCAGGGUAAGGCGAGAUUUAUGAGAUUUUGGUAUUUUUUCUGCAAGUUGGAAACAUACGUGACUCCUUAUUAUGGUUCGUUACAAAGUCUAUCUCAGAGAUGUUUUUGUUUUUUAUCUUUCGCCCCGGGAGCAGGAUUUCCACGGAAAAUAUGACACGAGAAAGUAUAGACCGAAGCAUGUUAGCAAAUAUCUGCCUCACAUACCUGGUGCCUCACCCCCGCCCUUAGGGACCCUGGAAGCACCCGCCAGGCUUCCCUUCCCUUCUUCAGCUCCCUUCUGAGCUCAAGAGGACCUGACUGGUCUGAGAGCAAAUCCCCCCUUCCCUGCCGCAGGCACUUCUCUGUGGGGGAGAAGGGUGGAAGUACAGCGGCCCCCGGAUACGGAACUGGUCUGGACGGGCUCUGACUGCUGUUCUCGCACCCUUUUUCUUGAGCUGGGAAGAGAACACAAGGGUGUUUUUGCUUGCACCUGACCCCCAAAUGCCCCCUGUCCUUGGAGGGGAAGCUAUACCAGAAGAAGGACAGAACAUAGAAGGAAACAGACCGACCCCGGGGUCUGUGCUCAAAACAGGUGGAGAUGAAAGGAAAUCGAGAGGGAGAGGCGGGCAGAGCCGUGGAAAAAUUAAUGUCCUCUAGAACAACCCACUCAGGUGCUCAGACCUGAAGGACAGCGUGCCCAGACCAAGCCAUCCAAAAGAGGUUUCCGGUUAGGAGGGCUUUGGCAGAUGUGAGUGCACACACUCAGCUGUUGUCCAGAGUAAAGUGUAAGAUGGCGUCCUACAACUGAGCAAGGUCAAGCGCCCUUCUCUGGGGAAUCAAUCAUGCCAAACUGUAACUGCUAACUCAAUGGAAAAGCAGCUUUUGCAGGUCAUUGGCUCUGGGCAUCGCCGAUUUGUUUUACUGGCUCCGGAAGCUUUCCAAAAGGGUAGAAUUUCUUUAUUAUAACGGCAUCCCCUCCGUCUCCCUCCCGGUGGCGUAAAACAAUUACAAGGGUUUUAAUGAUCACGAUUAAGAAGGCCAAAGACAAUUCCACCUUCAGAGUAGACUGACUGCCCUGAUGAGGUGUUUAUACACUCAUGUUCCACGCCACUGGGACAGAAAUGAAAAAUAAAGCCAUCGAGGACACAGGGAAGGGAGGAGCAGAAACCAAAAAUUGCAAUUAGGGAGAAAUCUCAGGAAUCUGGCAUCACACCUCUCCUCGAGACCUAUCACUGAAUUUCACACCCUUCGAACUCACGUGGUGCCUGCCUCUGGCAGGACAGGUUAAGCCCCUUGACCGUAAACUUUUGCAGAGGCGACGAAUCACGAUCACGGCACCCUCACUGCUCUCAAGCGUCUCGCUAACACUGUCGCCUGUGCCCCACCCCCACCCCGUGUUUCAUAUGUAUUUUGUAUUUAUUGAUGUGCCCUCCGCAGACUCCUUUCUUUGUACCUAAUAAACUUAAAUAAGUGGAAA